Messenger RNA from Desarmillaria tabescens, 624 nucleotides. RefSeq lists its product as uncharacterized. The transcript is spliced from 3 exons. Lineage: Eukaryota; Fungi; Basidiomycota; Agaricomycetes; Agaricales; Physalacriaceae. The record is from RefSeq and is a predicted model, not a curated record. The coding region runs from base 1 to 624 and encodes 207 amino acids.
AUGACGGCACCCGUACAACCGUACUAUACGGUGACGGUGCGAAGCCCUAUAGUCGAUUUGGAAAAGUUCGGGAGAACGAGGUUUAACGCUAAGAGAAAUGGAUCUGAACGAUCUACCAUCAGCAUCGAUCGACGCCUGCCUUCUGCAUGCAGCUUUGUUGAUCCUAGGUUCGCAUCGCGAGAUUGCGUAACCUUGGAUCCAAUCGACCCUGGCCUGGAGCGGCCCGGCGGCCCAUCCUUCGUUGCAUUCAUUCACUCUAACACGAGGAUCAUCAGGAGUCCCCUCCGCUUUCUCAUGCGGCCUUUAACCGGUGAUUUUGUCGACUUGUCGGCAUCCUCAAGCGUAAUCUACCAUGACGCACGAUGUGAGAAGCAAUGCAGCAACCAACCCUUCGUCCUAUUAACGAUGAUCAUCGGCGUGCCAGGCAUGGAUCUACAAGGGAACGAGGGGCGUACGACUCUAGCGCACUUGGCUUUCUUCGCGUCGGGAGGAAAGCCCAGGGAGAAAAUUCUCUACGUCUGCUGCAGCAGUUUUGAGACCGAAAACAUCACAUUUCCUCUUUUGUGCCUCAAAGGACGACUUUAUGCGCACAAGGAGGCCUUAAAUCAUCCGGAUAUGGCGUAG